Molecule: messenger RNA, 3001 nt
Organism: Cavia porcellus (domestic guinea pig)
Lineage: Eukaryota; Metazoa; Chordata; Mammalia; Rodentia; Caviidae
Gene: Ankef1
Product: ankyrin repeat and EF-hand domain containing 1
Exons: 10
Coding region: 238-2568 (776 amino acids)
Molecular function (GO): protein binding
Source: RefSeq, a predicted model, not a curated record
UGGCCCUCUCUGCUCCGAGAGACGCUGGCCAAUUCUCGGGGCCCAAGCAGGACUUCUGGAGCCCAAGGUCGCUGCUGGGGACGAAGCCAGGCCACAGAGAAGGAGGCUGGUCCUCUAGGACGCUCUCAUGGGCCCAGAGGCCUAGGUGCCCUGAGAUCCGCAGCUCUCCAUCGCCCCCACCAUUAACAGUUUUUGUUUUAGACUAGAAAACAAGCAUCUUUUGGAAGCCAGUCAAACAUGGCUUUAGCAGAUAAGAGACUUGAGAACUUGCAGAUCUACAAAGUUCUACAGUGUGUUCGGAACAAAAACAAGAAACAGAUUGAGAAGCUGACCAGGCUUGGAUACCCGCAACUGAUCAAUUUCACAGACCCUGUGGAUGGAAUUAGUGCUCUGCACUUAGCCUCUGUUUCCAAUGACGUCGAUAUGGUCACCUUUCUCCUUGAACUUGGAGCUCACCCUGAUGUGCAAGACCAUAAGGGCUGCACUCCAACAAUGCGGGCUGCUGAACUGGGCCAUGAAUUGUCAAUGGAAGUAUUAGCCAGAGCAAAGGCUGACAUGAAGAUAGUUGAUAAUGAAGGAAAAGGUAUUUUGUUUUACUGCAUUUUGCCUACUAAGCGGCAUUAUCGCUGUGCUUUGAUUGCCCUUGAACAUGGUGCGGAUGUCAACAACUCUACCUAUGAUGGGAAACCAGUGUUCCUUAGGGCCUGUGAGGAAGCCCAUGACGUUAAAGAGAUGUGCCUGACAUUUCUGGAAAGAGGAGCCAAUGCCAAUGCUAUGAACUCAUCCACAGGUCGCACAGCUUUAAUGGAGGCCUCGAGAGAAGGAGUGACGGAAUUAGUCCGGGGAAUAUUAGAAAGAGGCGGUAUAGUGAACACGUUUGACAAUGAUAGACAUCACGCUGCUCAUUUUGCUGCCAAAGGAGGCUUUUUUGAUAUAUUGAAGCUUCUUUUUGCAUACAAUGGAGACGUGGGGAUGAUUGCAAUGAAUGGGAACACACCACUUCAUUAUGCCGCUAUGGGGGGCUUUGCUGAUUGCUGUAAAUACGUAGCUCAAAGAGGAUGUGACCUGAAAUGGAAGAAUUUAGACCACAAAACGCCCAGGGCUUUGGCAAAAGAUGGUGGCUUCAAAGCAGCCAGCAAAGAAAUUCGUCGAGCAGAGCGAACUGCUAAUAAACUGGCCAAACCAGGAGUCAAAAAUCCUAACCCACUCUGGGCCCUCAGAUUACAUGAUUGGUCCAUAGUACACGAGACUUUUCUUCGAGAACUCUUUUCAUUUGUGGACAGGGGUGAUGGUACAGUCUCCAAGGAAGACUUUGUGAUGACCCUGGAGGAGAGGCAAGAGUAUGCCACCUCUGAACAGCUGUUUGCAAUAGCACAGCUUCAUGAAAAAACCCGGGGAGAAGGAGUCAACAUUAAUGAGUUCUUUAAAGGAACUAGAUAUUUAAGCAAGUCUUUUGUCUUGGGAUCUUAUGGAGCUAAGAAAAAGAGAAAGGGAAUGGGAAAAAAGGGGAGGAAGGGCAAGGUUGUCAUACCCCUCCCAGUGUGCGUCAUUCCUGAAGAUGUGUUUCCGCGCCGGUUGGAUGGUGGGCUUCCCUAUUACAUGAUUGAAACCUACCAAAAUGUAACUGACUGCACCCGCUUUAACCAAGAUCACCCACCUGAACAUCCCUUACAGGAUGAUUCUGCUUGGUACAUCGAUGAACCAGGAAAAAUGUUUUCGAAUAUUAAUUUCAUCACCAAGGCUGGAGACCUGGCAUCUCUGAAAAAGGCUUUUGAGUCAGGAGUACCUGUGGAUAUGAAGGACAGAUAUUACAAGACUCCACUAAUGAUGGCAUGUGCAAGUGGAAACUUAGAUGUGGUCAAGUUUCUUCUUGAAAAAGGAGCAAAUGUUAAUGCGACAGAUAAUUUUCUGUGGACUCCACUUCAUUUUGCAUGUCACGCAGGCCAGCAGGACAUCGUGGAGCUUCUCAUUAAGUCUGGAGCUGCAAUAGAUGCAGUUUCAAUCAACAACUCCACUCCUUUGAGCCGAGCUAUUGAAAGCUGUAGAAUGGAUACUGUAAAAUAUCUACUUGAUAUUGGUGCUAAAUUUCAGCUGGAAAAUAGGAAAGGACACACUGCCAUGGAUAUUGCAAAGGCAUAUGCUGAUUAUAGAAUAAUAGAUCUGAUUAAAGAAAAGUUAGAUAACUUGCCUAAAACAGGAGAAAAUCAAAAGUUGAAAGCUAAACCACCUCCUAAAGUGAAGAUGGAAGGCCCUGAAAUUAAGAAAGAAGAGGAAGCACUUUCAUCACUUUAUGCUGUGCCAACUGUAACAGAAAAGAAGAGACAACGUAAAGAUAAUGUGGUUCAUCUCAAUUCAUUGAUUACUAGUGGUAGUACCAAGAAAGUAGAUAUCACAUUUUUUCCACGAAGGGUCUGGAGUCCUGAAGCCACCACAGCAGAAAUGAUCCAGAAACGGGAACUGCGGCGAGAAAGAUUCAGUUAUGAAGUGGACUUUGAUGACUUCAUGAUGCCUUUUCAGAAGAACAUCAUAGAAAAAGCUCAGGCUUUGGAAACUGCCUUGAAGAGCUAAAUUAUAGCAGUUUUAUUCUUGUGUUGAAUACUUUGAAACCCAGGGAUGAAACUUUGGAGAAAGUAGAUAUUGCCAUCAAAGCCAAAACCCAUUAAAAAUUCCUUACCAAAUGUUUAGUUUUGCUUUAACAACUACAAAUAUUGUAAGCAGAAUGGUGAAGACAUAUUGCAAUGAAUGAUAAUGUUAUUUGGGAUAAAUCCCCUUACCUCAUUGACUGGAGGAGACUAUUUGACAUUUAGGUAUAAACUUUAUUAUUGAAAAAUUGACCAGGACACAAUUGUUCAUUUAAAGAUAACUCUAGGAAAAAUUGAUGAAAGAACAAUGUGCAAUUAGGAAAGAGGAGUCAUGUGUAAUCGUGACAAGGAUUACACACCUGCCAUUGUACAUGUGUUUGAAUAUGUUGGGUCAAAUAAAGCUUACACUGCCCCCUGGA